GAUAAUCAAAGGAGCUCUCAUGUCAGGGAGGACAUCGGAUUUGAUGUUGAUUUCGUGGAGUAUGGGAAUGGUGCUGCAAACCGAACGAAUCAGCAUUCCAGUAUAGAUGCUUCACAGCUGUUCGAAGAAUUGAUGGAGGACAAUUAUGAGAAUUUUAGACCAUCAUCCGGGAGGGGCCGCUCUGCGCGUGGGCGACAGGGUUCCCGAGGCAGAGGACGCCAGAGCCGCGGCAGGAGUAAUGGCCGGGUCUGCGCACAACCGUCACAGCGUCCUGCAGCACAACCUCCACCACCACCUCCCCCAGCACCUUCACCCGAACGGACCCAAUCUAGAAGCGACAAUCCGCUGCGCAAUGAGGUGUUCUCUGAUGCCGAAGAACUUCCCGACGACACGGAGGAGUGUCGGGGUCUUCGUCGGUGGCGAGAGUGCAUCAUUUGCAACGCUCGAGUAGGGCGAUACGUCCUGUUGCCCUGUCGGGGAUUCCCUGUGUGUGGCUCUUGCUUACAUCGAUGGUUUGUAGAAUUUAGGAACGACAACUGCCCGCACUGCCGCGGCCCAGUUGUAGGGUGGCUCCGUUUGAACAUUUAAAUUUAUCCUUUCCUUAUUUUAGAAAUGAAUUGGGAAUGUAGUUUAUUUCUUUAAUGAUCCAUUAUCACCACUUCUUAUUCAGAAUUAUUACAUUUCCUUUGUGGAGUGUAUUUUGUUUUCAUUUGUACUUACUAUUUCUUUUGGAGUGAAUCUUGUAUCUAGUUUGAUAUUGCUUUUAUAUUGUUAAUAUACUUAUCUUUUCCCUAUGGAGUUAUUUGUGAUUGUAGUUGUAUGUUGCUUUAGUGGAUCAUUAUGACUUUGCUGACAAUUUAAAUUUUAGUGACACUUGAGCCCUCAUUUAUUUCAAUAAU
Frankliniella occidentalis (western flower thrips) is the source of this 899-nucleotide messenger RNA. RefSeq lists its product as uncharacterized. The record is from RefSeq and is a predicted model, not a curated record. Lineage: Eukaryota; Metazoa; Arthropoda; Insecta; Thysanoptera; Thripidae.